Molecule: messenger RNA, 846 nt
Organism: Penicillium digitatum Pd1
Lineage: Eukaryota; Fungi; Ascomycota; Eurotiomycetes; Eurotiales; Aspergillaceae
Source: RefSeq, a predicted model, not a curated record
AUGGUUGUUCAAAAUCCCAACGCUGCUCAGCCAGAGCUCGCUGGCAAAGUUGCCUUAGUGACCGGCGGUGGUCGAGGCAUCGGAGCCGGUAUUGCUCUAGAGCUCGCGAAGAAGGGAGCAAGCGUUGCGAUCAACUACGCUAGCAGCUCCAAGACUGCCGACGGGGUGGUACAAGAGAUUCAGGCGUAUGGAGUCCACAGCGCCGCGUUCCAAGCCGACCUGACAAAUGUCGACUCAAUUGCCAACCUCUUCCGCCAGGUCGUCGCGCACUUCGGACAGCUUGACAUAGUUGUGUCGAACGCAGGAACUGAGAAGUUCGUGCCAUUAGCCGAGACGACACUGGAGGACUUCAACGCGGUGUUUGACCUCAACACACGGGCGCAGUUCUUCGUUGCGAAGAACGCUUACGACUACAUCCAGCCCGGCGGCCGUGUGGUGCUGAUGUCUUCCAUUGCGGCGGGUCUGGGUGUGCCCGGCCACUCCUUGUAUGCCGGCAGCAAGAGCGCUGUCGAGGGUUUUACUCGCUGCUUUGCUGCUGACUUUGGCAAGAAGAAGGCUACUGUGAAUGCGAUUGCUCCUGCUGGUGUCAAAAGUGAUAUGUGGCUGAGCAACUCGUGGCGCUAUGCACCGGGCUGUGACCAGCAUUCGUCGAUCGAGGAGAUUGAACACGCGCUUGCUAACGGUAGCCCCCUUGGGCGCUGUGGUGUGCCUGCGGAUAUUGGUCGCAUUGUGGCAUUCUUAGCCAGUCCUGCUGGAGAAUGGAUCAACGGUGAGUUUUGGAAUGUUCGAUUGAUCCUUGGAACUAUGGCUAAUUCCAUUCCUUGCAGGUCAAAUUUUGCCUUGUAA